Molecule: messenger RNA, 1423 nt
Organism: Phytophthora nicotianae INRA-310
Lineage: Eukaryota; Oomycota; Peronosporomycetes; Peronosporales; Peronosporaceae
Exons: 2
Coding region: 57-1226 (389 amino acids)
Biological process (GO): retrograde protein transport, ER to cytosol; endoplasmic reticulum unfolded protein response
Cellular component (GO): endoplasmic reticulum lumen
Source: RefSeq, a predicted model, not a curated record
CGGCAAAAGGCCCAAAUGCCAAAAAUUAAAAAAACGGCACAAUUUACUCAAUCAACAUGCCACGUAUACUGCUGGUGCUGGUGCUGGCGCUUGGUUGCGCAGCUUCCGUGGCGGCUGAAGCGUUAUCGGCGCAAGAUUCACUCGCGCUGGAUCUAGUGGAGCAUAGUCACCUUGGCCACGAGCUUGAGAGCGACGGUGUUGUGGUGCGCUGUCGCUCGUGCGGUGCUCCUGUCGCGUUGAAGAAGUGCGCACUCUCCCUCCGCAUCGCUCUGGUGCUCUAUUUGCUGAUUCUGACUCAUUUCUGCUGGUUAUAUAGGGACUUCAUCGACCUGCACGACACUUCCAAAUCCGUGGGUAGUCGCCACGAGGCUGUACUUGGAAAUGAUGCUGAACUCUUCACCUUCGUGAACCCCAGCAGGGCUGAAUUCGAGCUAGCGGGCUUCAAGAAGGUGCUGGGACUGGAAGGCGAGGUCUUCUCCAAGAAGGCGACAUUCUUCGACGACUACAUUUGGCGAGAUGUUCGUUGUAAUAGCUGCAAGAGACACAUCGGGUGGGCGUUCUACCACGACGAGUUACAACAGUGUAUCAACACACAAUUGGUGGAGUCCAUCACAGCCAAAAGAGCCAAGGAAAAACUGCUGGCCUCCACUGCGGAGAUGGAACGGAAGGCUGAGAUCGUGAGGAAAGAGCUGGAAGGCCGCUGUCUUUUCGCUGCUGCUGGCUGGUGGACCUACGAGGUCUGCUACGAGAAAGAAGUCCGCCAAUUCCACCAAGAACCCGACCGAUCUCGUCCGAGCGACUGGAGCAUGGGCGUCUACGUACCUGAUACCCAGGACACAGACACUGGGUAUGCCAGCACGGAUGUAGUACAGUACUAUGCCGGCGGCCAACACUGCGAUGAGAAUGGCGAACUACGCAGCACUAAAGUGGUGUACACGUGCUGCAAAUCCCGACCUAAAGAGCUGUCGGUGGAGAAGGUUGAUGAGCCUGCACUGUGCACAUACCUGAUCACUGUGUGCGUUCCGAGCUUGUGCGAAACAGAACAGGACGAAGAGCAGGACUUUGUCGAAAAUCAGCAGAUUGUGGAGUCGUGCAAGGAAGAAUUUGAUUCUGCACACACAGAUGCGCCGUUACCGUCGACGUUUGCCACCUUGCGCUGGUCUUCCGUGAUAUCGGAAGAUAGCAGCGAGCUCGACUGGGCUCGACGGAUGCAGUUUGCGAACUGAAGAUGAUUUUGUCGGUUGUUGUUGACCAUCAAUGACAUUUUACUUAUGCUUGUUAGAUCAUAACUGUGACUACAGCCCAGUGUACUUGUUUGAUGAGUGUCAUUUGUGGGGGCUGCGUAGGGCUAAGGAAGUUCUCUUUGACACUGACUCGUGAGUUUUAUAUUAGGAAGCGUGGGUCUACAAGUGUACUUCUCGCA